This is a messenger RNA of Spodoptera frugiperda (fall armyworm), 6407 nucleotides long. Its product is annotated as ceramide synthase 5-like. The record is from RefSeq and is a predicted model, not a curated record. Gene Ontology annotation, cellular component: membrane. NCBI's taxonomy places the organism in Eukaryota, Metazoa, Arthropoda, Insecta, Lepidoptera, Noctuidae. Gene Ontology annotation, biological process: ceramide biosynthetic process. Bases 110 to 1213 code for a protein of 367 amino acids. Gene Ontology annotation, molecular function: sphingosine N-acyltransferase activity. The transcript has 8 exons.
AACCUGUCACUUUUUUCUCAAUGAAGCCGUGAGGAGGUGCUCGUACACAUUGUAAAAAUUGAAUUGGUUUUAAUUAAAUAGUUUUCAAAACAGAAUUACAGUGCCAAUAAUGUUGAGGUAUCUCCUCGAUAAGUUUUGGAGUGAAGACGUGUGGUUGCCGCCAAAUACGACAUGGGCAGACAUCGCUCCUGGUCCCGAUAAGGCGGUGGUUUACACCGAUCAUACGCACGUUUUCUAUCCUAUACCGUUAGCAUUUGUGUUUAUACUCGUACGCUACGUGAUAGAGAAGUCCAUCAUUGCUCCAUUCGGCACAUACUUGGGUAUCAAAAACACGAAGCCACGACGAGCACCGAACAACCCUAAGCUAGAAAAAAUCUACAAGAACUCACCUAAACUAAAACAGCCGGAAAGCUUAGCCAAGAAGCUAGAAAUAUCGGAGCGUGAGUUGCAACGCUGGUGGCGCCUCCGUCGCGGACAGGACAAGCCCUCGACCCUCGUGAAGUUCUGUGAGAAUGCGUGGAAAGUGCUCUUCUACACCUGUAAUUUCGCCUUCGGCUUGUACACGCUUUGGGACAAGGAAUGGCUGUGGGACAUCGACCAGUGUUACAUCGGAUAUCCUCAUCAGGGCCUCACGAACGACAUCUGGUGGUACUACAUGAUAUCGGCAGCGUUCUACUGGUCGCUGACGUUCUCUCAGUUCUGGGACGUGCGCCGCAAGGACUUCUGGCAGAUGUUCGUGCACCACAUCGCCACCAUCUUGCUGCUGUCCUUCAGCUGGGUCUGCAACCUGCACAGGAUCGGCACGCUCGUGCUCUUACUGCACGACUGUGCGGACAUAUUUGUUGAAUCGGUGAAGGCGUCCAAAUACGCGAAGUACCAGAAACUGUGUGACGUGCUGUUCCUGAUGCUGAUUGUAGUGUGGAUCGGUACCCGGGUCGGCAUCUACCCCUUCUACCUCAUUUGGAGUACAUCAAUCCGCGCGCCCAUGCUGCUCCCGAUGUUCCCCGCUUACUACAUCUUCAACUCGCUGCUGUGCCUACUGCUCGUGCUGCACAUAGUGUGGACCUGGCUCAUACUGCAGAUCGCAUACGUCGCUAUUAAGAUUGGACAGAUGGACGGCGACAUCCGAAGCUCGAGCUCCGACCUGAGCGACAGUCCACAUACCUCAAACAAUAGCUCACCCACCCGGUCGAAGAGUAGAAAGGACACGUAGAGUGCUACACAGCAGAACAACACCAGAGUCUAGCGACAAUAACACGUACUGUGUCCACACAACUAUUGUACAGGAUCAACUUGCUCCGUACUUCACACCAUACAUUGCGGCUCCAUACUGAAGUUAGCUACGAAUAACGCCACCACCGUCACUCUUGGCGUAAGUUUCAUAAUGAUAUUACGUUUUAUACCUGGUUCUUGUAAGUUGUCUGACAGGAUCAAAAACAUUAGCAGCGCCCUCUAGGCAGCGCAAAAACCGAUCUGUCACUGAAAACAAUCUUUCCUUAUUAACUUAAUAUAUUUGAAUUUAAAUCUUGAAACACAGUCGCAAUGGUGUACGGACUUUAGUUCAGUUCAAUGUGUAGCGUAUAGUUAUGUUAUUAUGUAAUAUAAUUAUUGUAUUUUGUGAGUUAGCUUUGGAUAUGUUGAGGCUUUCUGUAACGGGAUGGGCAGGCCACGCUCGGGAUGUUUGGUAAUCGUUAUCCAUGUAUGUAGAAAACGGGAACUUGAUUGACUAUUUUGCUUUUUUUUUUUAUAUUGGAGUAGAGAUUUGAGUUUGAUACCUAGAUUUUUGAUUUAUAUCUCGAUAUAAUCUAUGUAUCUGUAGAUUUACUUACUAAAGAUAGUAUUUUGACACAUUUUGGUUGAAACUUUUAUCAAAAUUCUAUUUAAACUAGCCGUUAAUGUGCAAAUGUUUCAUAACUAUGGUAUCCCAGUGAAUAUCUCAUUCAUUUAAGCUCUACAAGCAAUAAUAAACUCUGUCUCUUUUAGAGAAAGUAUACUUUUAUUUGAUUCCAGUGUGAAUAGUCAAUCUUAUUCUUGUUCCACUCCUUGUGUGAGGGCCUCACAGGUGUUAAAGAACAAAUUAUUUUAAGAAUAUAAAUAAGGAAACCAUAUGAUAUUAUUAUUGGGCUGCAAUGAUACUUAUCUACCUAAGUAGUAUGGCCAAAUAUUUGUAUGGAGGAGACUGGUUUUUGGUAUCAAGAAUAUUGAUAAUACCUAUUACAUUAUAAUACUUAUAAAGAUGAUUCUAUCAGUUAUAGAUAGAUUUCAAUGCAAAAUGUACCAACAAAGAAACCAGCUUACUCCAUACAAACCUCACACACUUGUUUACAUAGAUAGCGAUUACCAAUACAAGUAUUUAUUUCUUACAAUUUGUGUCUGUUUUAAUCGUUACAUAUGAAAUAUAAAGUUAAAUAACUUGGCAGGUCUACAUUCAUAUUUAACGAUUGAAACAGAAUGGAGUAAUUGAGAUUAUGGGAUAACGGAUAGUGAGGCCUCAAGGCUUGUAGCACUUAGAACAAUAUGGAGGCAUUAGUUGUAGAAACUGCCGCGACAGUGGCGCUAGUGGGCACGGACAACGUCUCAAAGAUAUUACCAAAAAUAGAAUUAAUUUAAUUGAGCACAAAACAUUUAUAUUGUACCUAUAUAUCUAUUCCAAUAUUAUUAUUAUCAUUGAAGAGAUAUAGACAAACGCUGAAGUUACUGUCGCAAGUCAGUGACCACUAGCUCCAUCUAGCGGUCGAAUGCACUCCUCAUUAACGACCGACGCCAAUUACGUCACAAUAUAGUAAACAUUACAAUGAACAAUACAAUGCAAAAUGAACCUUAGUACUAGAGGUUACGUUUUACAAAACUAAUGAUAUUUCUAUGUGGUGACGUAGUUGGUGAACAGUCUAUAUUGAAUGUUUAUAAAUAUUUAGCGUUAAGCUCAAUGUGUAGGUGUAAGUUGAACAGUGAGACGGACCAAACAUAGGAUUUCCGUUCGUUUGGUAAGCCAAAUCGUAGCUGUUUGUAGUUUCAUGAACAAUUUGUGGGCCGACGUAUGUGGAAAAUAAUAGAAUUAUACCCUAAUUUCAUAUUUAAUGUAACAUUUUCAUUGCUCGUUAGCAGAGGCCAUAGAAUGAGUUUGUUUUACGUUGGAAGAGAUCGAAAUGGUACCGUGUUCAGCGUUCUGAUUGGCAGGCUCCUAUGAACCUACCAAUCAGAGGGAUCGGUAAUUUUUCGAUCUCGUUAAAUGUAACUCAAAUUCGUACUAGGCUCUUUGCUAUAUGGUAGUUUCAAUCGAAUAUUUUAUUAAUUAUAUUAUGUUAUAGUUAAAUAAAAUGAGUUGGACACUUCAUCGGCCCACGACUUAUAACAGGGACCACGUAGUUGGACUAGAUUUUCUCAGAUUUACCACCGAUCUGACUGCGUAAAUUCGAACUAAGAUAUUUGCAAAAUAUUCACUGUUUUGUCGGUAAAAAAUUAGACCUGUUAUACGAUAAACUAUCGUAGUCUAAUUUACACGCAGUUAGGUUACAAAAUUCACUAAAAUUGUUAUUUUUCUAUGAAAAAAACUUUAACGCCGUUCCUUCCCCCCUAUAUUUUUAAUUCUGAUAUUAAUAACUGCAUUCCGUUUGUACCUAAUAUUUAAACAAUAUACAACAAAUAUUUUUAUUUUCGACUGAUUAAAAUUAAAAAGAAUAUAACGGUUACUUCGAUUUUCGAACUACUAUUUUUUUAAAGUUACGGCGCGGUAUUGCCAGCCCUAAAAUAUAUAUUUUCACUACGGCAGUUUUGGAACUCUUUACUGUUACUCUUACCAUAUUAUAUUGUCUAUGUAUUUAUUAGAAUAUAGGAUAAACGUUAUGUUAUGUCGUGUCGUUUGAAAUGUGAACUUUCUUAGCACUACAAAUAAUAUAUUUUGUAUGUCUAUUUAUGAAUUUAUAUUAUAAAUUAAUACGAAUAAUUCCACUACUUGGAAUUGAUGGAUGAUCUUUUUGAGGGAAACAUUGAAAUAGUAUUUUAUUAUACCUUUGUUGACGUUCUAAACGUUUUGUCUUAAUGUCGGUUCCAUCUUCCACGCAAUUCCGUUAAUAAGUAAUAGAACAGAUUAUUGUAAUAGUAUUUAAUAGUUGUUUUAAGUAUUUAUGUGUAACUCAACCGCUGUCUACUUGAAAUAAAGGAUGGUUGAUCUAUUCAUAAAUUUAUUUGUAACAAUAAAACUAUUUUAGUUGAUAGUUGCAACAAAAUAUAGAACAAAGCGAGCUUCCCAUAGUAUCAAAUUAAGUAGCUUCCCCUUAUACAUGAUUUCUUAAGACCAUAUUAUGCCGUAAACAUAAAAAAAUGGCUUCCUUCCCUGUUUGAAAAACACCUUCCAAUUUCAAUCUCAUAACACAAAUAUAUACUUCUAUGUUAACUACCACGUAGGUCACUGGUAACCUACAUUAGUGGAGGAUUUGCCUUCAACAGUUUUCUGAUGGCAGUUAAAGGCUUAAGCCUUAAGCUUCUGGGCAACAGACCAUAUUUAGGUCUAAUGCAGUCUUGUUAAACAGAUGUGAACCUUAUUAACCUCUCGUAUGCCGUAUAUAAGACAGCAAUAGAAAAUACAUUGUGUCUCGCGUGGAUCCACGUUCCAAACAUACGAAGGGUUAAUGUAAAGUCAAUGCAUUUAUUUUAACUCAACUACAGAUAUUAUCACGUCCCUUCAGUCUGCCAGUCUGUGAACUAGGCUCUUUAUUAAUACUUCCAGAAUACAAGACAGUGGUAUAUAUAAUAAUUUAACAAAUUGCUAAGGUCAUAAUUAUACGAGCGGUGAAGCUCGUUCCAUCCAAAUAUGGACAACGUCUAACUUAUUGUUACUAUUUCUACGCUAGUUAUGUUAAGAUUUGCACCUUUAUCCAAUGCUGUUGUUGACAAAAUUGUGUAUUUCUUGUAGCAAGAUGUCUGUGUUUGGGCAUUUAAUAUUAUUUUGUCAAUGUAUCAUUAUACAUAUUUGUUAAUAUAGAUGAUAUAUUUCAUAUCUGUUCCUAAUCCUAUUUUGAGGUAACGAUUUUUUUAAGAACAAAUUACUGGUACAAUGAUUGUGAAUGGAAUAAUUAAUGUUAUUUUGUAUAUUUUAUAUUAUAAUUAUAUUGAAACAGGUGAAUAAUGCCCUAAACAGACAGAAUGCUAAAUAUUUUGAUAACAAAUUGUCACAGGACAUGUGCCUUAUACAUAAGUAGCGCUUUGAAGAAUGUCUGUAAUUUCCAAUACACAAUUUUGUUGAUAACUCUUGUACAUUUUAUCUGCAAAGGUUUUGUCUCUAUGAUUCCCACGUGUAAUGUAAGCACGUAUUAUGUUUUAGUUCAUCACAAUAUUGUUUUAGUUGUUAUCUUAUUCAUACGGUUGAAUAUUUCUGUUUAUCUGCUAUAAAUAGGCUAAUUUGAACAACUAAGCAUUGAUUUGAGUUAGUUUUGUAUGUUUUAAAGACCUGUUUCAUCAUUUUUGAUUGUUUUCGUUAGUCUUUACUGGUGAUUAUUGGUAAGCUAAGCGAAACUUAAUCGGCAAUUAUGAAAUAGUCCUUAAAUCAUAUUUAAUGUCGAAUUUUCUUACGUACAAAUUAUAGUAUGAUUAAUUUUGUUUUUCUUUCAAGAAAAAUGUUCUGUUCGAUUAUUUACGAUUGUGUAAAGAAUUAUUUUUGUUCCAUAAAAUUAAUAGUUUGAUCUCUUCUUUGGGCGCAUUUCUUCAAUUUUCUAUUAAUCUACUCACUACAUUCUAUUGUAUGUGCAUUCUCUGUUUUGAGAGGUUUUAAUAUGUUUAAGUUGUAUUUUUAGAUAUUUUUUUGUUUAUUUAUUCAGCUUUUGUUGCACAUCGUCUAAGGUUAAAGGAAUAAAGGUUCCAAUAAAAAUUUUGGUCAUCUUUUAACAUAAGUUGUCAAUAAUUUACUUGUCAAAGUAUUGUUGAAUAUCUAUGUAUCGUGCGAGUAUGUUUAAAAGUUGUCCUAAUUUAUAAUGCAUGCGCUAUUCAACUUAGAUAGGUUUUGUCUUGUUAUUGUAUGUAGGUAAAUGAAAAUUAUUGCAAUGUCUCGUUUUCUGAUUAAUAUUGUCAUGUAACUCGUUGUUUCAUUAAUGUUUUCUAACUAUUACACUAGUAAUGUACAUUGAUCUAACCAAUGACUUGUUUGUUGAAGCUCAGUAUUUAUUUCCCUUGAUAUUAACCCUCAGAAUUACCGAUUUGUCCGAAUUAGGAGACUUGGUACCUAACUAAUGUUGCAUGUAUAUGUUGUAUAUAUACUCGUACCGUGUAUAUGUGCUGUAUAGAAUGUAUUCGUGUCCAGGUGGAGCUAUGCUAUGUCGAACUUUAGUUUGUAUAACAAAGUUCUAGUCAAAGGGAUACUAAAAUAAGACUAUGUACCUAAACAAGAGCUAUAAUUAAAUAUUAAUUUGAUGGAA